AUGUUUCGCCGUAUAGCUUUUCUGGGCCGGAAGGCCGGUGAAGAACGGCAGACUGAAGAAAUGUCACCAUCACCUGGAGAUGAUGGCUCCUCACCUCAAGAUACUAAAGGCAGUAGCGGGCUCGCCAGCGUCUUCAAAGGUCUCGCCGGUGCUGCUAAGUUAACCAAAUCUCCCCCGGCUCCUGUGCAAUCAUCUGGUCCCUCUAUCAGUGUACAGAUUGCCGAACGUCUCAGCGCUACACCAAAUAUCCUCCGCGGUAUACCAUCCCAGCAUGCUGAAUCGUUUGAGCUGUUGAAGAAUGGAUCGAUGACCCAGCGAGUCGCAGCAGCUGAUGCAUUACGCCAUACUGUUGCAGAUUAUCCCCUCAGUCCAGUGCUGGAUAUUUGGUACGCAGCUAAAGAUCUGGUUGAUCCUACUAAUCCUAAGACGGUUCGAUAUUCCGGCUGGGAACUUCUGAGGGAAUGUGUUAAACAUACCUCUUCAACUGACUUGGAGCGCAACGAGUACUUCCAGACUAUAUCCGCCGAAGCCAACCCGGAAGAUUUCCAUUUACAACUGGCUGCUCUUGUCGAUUUAACGAACCAUGCCCGAAAUCUGUCCGGGUUUGAUUAUGAUGUGUUCCCAUUAUUGUCUAGGUGGCUCGAGGAAGCAUUCGAAGCAGUACGAGCGGCAAGAGGUGCCGCGAAGAAACAAGGGUCGCGGAUGAAGGGGAAGGCGUUAGUGACCGGUGAAGAUAGAAACUUUACGGACCUGUUCAGUUUCAUUACCGACGUAAUCAAGUUCAAUUUCAACGUCGCUGAUGAUGAUGCUGCCGAAGUUUUGAUCGAAAAGCUACUGGAUAUCUGCAUGAACACUAGUGUUGAAGAGGAUCUACAGGCGUGUAUUGGCAUUAUGGAUGCUAUUGUGACCUUUGGAGCGAUUCCCGCGGACAAAUUAAAGAGCUGCGUUCAUGUCCUCUGCUCUAUACAUUGUCUCGUUCCCAGCCUACAGAAAGAUGCGUGGCAUACCAUGAGCAUGCUAUGUCGGUCGCACAAUGGACAUACUACCGUGAGGCUACUUCUUGAUGUUUUGGCGAGUCUCCCGGAAAAUGCAGAUAAGAAAAAGGAAGUUGUUCGUGAGGUCAGGGGCGCACUGUCAGUGCUCACUAAGCUUGUGUCGAAGAGUUCCGAGAAAGGAUAUCCAGCAGUUCCAUAUGCUCUUUUGGUCGAUGGCCUAUCCACAGUGGUCCAUGCUACGUCUGCUUGGAAAAUCCAUCUCGAUAUUUUACGACUAACGAAUUCGCUAUUCUGCGACAGCCAGGGCAAUAUUAAUAAUAUGUUGGCUGAUGAAGAUUGGACACCUGUUUUUGACGUCGCGGUCAUAUGUGCCGGGGUUGUUGUCGAGUCCCUUACCAAACCUGAGAAUCCCAUUGAAUCGCUCCUAGCCCCAGAAGAGAACGAUUCUGCUGAGAGCAUGCUGGCUCGAGAAUUGAUGAAGUUAAUACGUCGCCUUGAGAGCAUACUCUUGGAUGAAUUUCCUGCUAUUACGCAAAAACAAGAGGGUGCGUCUUUAGAUCAAGGAGAUACCGACAGUCAGAAACUAGAGGCUAUACAACCAGAGCAGCCUAAUACCCUUAUUCAAAGACAAGAUUGUAUUCUCUUCUUUACUAAAAUCCACCGCGCUCUCCCCGACUCUGGGGCAAUCUUGGUGCUUGAAUAUUUCAAGAAGUUCCGAUGUUGUUCGCCCUCAGAUCCUCUUUGGGAGACCAAUUUGAGCCUAGUAUUGGAUGCGUUUUUAGCAGAUAGAAAACGAUCAACUGACGUUCGUCUGCGCGCCCUGCAGGCCUUUACAGAGGUUUACGACAUGAUCGAACUCAUUAAUGAUCAGUUCGAGCCAGAUUUCAUUCCAGAAUUAGUGAAGCGCUUAUUAGCGGAUGUGGCGGGAGAGGCCGAUAUUAUAUUACUACAAGAGAUCGUAUCAUUUGCUGUUGGCGUUGCUAGCACGGCACCCUUCUCCCUUUUCUCUUACGUUAUCGACACGCUUCGAGGUAUAGUCGGGAAUAAUCGACUGCGUUCCAUAUCUUCUUCGCUUUCUCUUCCCCCGGAGCAGACAUCAACUCCGCAACACAUAAAGUCAGCUGUGAAUCAAACUCCAUCUAACGUAGUUGUACGGGGCUAUGUGCAAAUAUUCUUACGAGUUCUAAAUUACGACGCGACCAAAUCAGUGCGGUUGUUUCAUGUUCUCGUAUCAAUAGCCGAGUUAAACUCCAGCGAAACAGAUGCCCGUAUCACUGCGAUGCAACUACUAUUCCGCCUAAGAGCAGAUUGGGCCAAUCGUAUAUUUGUCACUGCUCAUACUGAGACGAACAGUCUAGCUACGUCCUUAUACCGAACAGAGGAGUCAAUGACGCGUAAACUCGCCGAGGAAGCUUCAUAUACCGGGAGAAACUCACGAAGUGAAGCUGCUGGGUCUGCUCGCUCAUCACGCGGUAUAUCCCUUGGACACGGUCAGAUGCAAGACCGGGGUUAUCCGUUAAGGUCAGGAAGUGGUAGCAAAAUGGCCACGAGUGCGUAUCAACCGCUGUGGAUCGCCUCUGAUACGGAUGCCUUGCCAGAAGCUCCAUCUCAAGCUGCAAGCAUGGUACUUUAUUGCAGCACUUCUGAUGAUACUGCCGAAGUAGAUGGCUUGUCACAGGUAAAGGUUUUGGAGACCAGGAUAUGGCUUGAGGUGAUACUGAACUUGGUGCGGCAAAGCUGUGAUUGGGAAGUUUACAGCUUCAUCCUUGUCCACCUACCCUCUCAGCUGAGCAACCAUGCUAUUUUUCAAAAUGCCACCGUAGAACUCCAGGAAUUGAGACGGGUGAUUUGUGAACAGAUCAAAAUGAAUAAUUUCCAGGAGCCUCCAAGUGUUUUCGGAUUGCGCCGAGCAGAUGUUGCUAUUUGUCUUUUCCAUACUUUGACUAUGAUCCUCAGUUACCACCAAUACUUUCAAAAAGCAGAAGAAGACGAGAUUGUUCGCACGUUCGUGCAUGGUAUAGCAACGUGGGAACGAAGUGCGAAAUGUUGUAUACACGCACUUACUAUAUGCUGUCACGAGCUCCCUUCCUCGACGGGCAAGGCUCUAGUCACAAUCCUUCAGAAGAUGGCGCAGAUUAUUACUCAACCGUAUGUCGCCAUGCACAUUCUGGAAUUUCUAGCUUGUCUCAGUAGGUUACCCUCCUUAUACGCCAAUUUUCGGGAAGACGAGUACCGGAUUGUCUUUGGAAUUUGUUUCCGAUACCUACAGUACGUAAGAGGGCGGAAGCAGGCAUAUAGAAUCAGUUCAAUCAGCGAUUCAUCGAUAGCUGCCGCAAGCGAGGGUCAAUUUAACCCAAAUACUUCGGAUGAUUUACCCCAGUAUGUCUAUACUCUAGCAUAUCACGUCAUCGUGUUCUGGUUCCUGGCUCUGAAGCUUCCAGACCGUACAAACCACGUUGGGUGGAUUGCAAGAAACUUAUUUAUAGAUGUCGAUGGGCCCCAAGCAUCGGACGAGCAAGCACAUCUUACGAUGGACUUCAUCCAGAGGGUCACGUAUGCUGAUGUCGAUGAAUCUGCGGCGGACCCUUUGUUCACUUCCGACAGAUUCGGAGAAAUACUUAAGAAGAGAUGGUUGAUUGGAAAUAGCAUCGUUACGAUUGAACAGGCUACGGCUACGGGUUGGGCACAAAUAACCAAACGUCAGCCAUCUGGAACAUCAUCGUAUACGAUACGGGAGCUCUUUCGACCACCUCCGGCACAUCAACGUCCUAUAAGUGAAAGCUUGAGGGACAGCCAUACAGGGAUCAUAAGCAGCAUUUUACCCAACCAUCUUCUAGUACAGCUUUUAUCCUCUAUGCCACAAGGAAACGAUCUUUCACGCCCCGUUCCACUACCUGAUGAUGACGUAGUUAACAGAGCUAUAAGGAUGUUCGACCACAACUCGACGGUAGAUGGCCACAAGGUCGGCGUAGUAUAUAUCGGAGAGAACCAAACACAUGAGACGGAAAUCCUGUCUAAUAUUUCUGGCAGUGGUGAUUACGUAGAAUUCCUCAACGGCCUCGGCACUCUGACCAAACUCCACGGUGCAACGUUCAAUACGCAAGGCUUAGACAGGCAGUAUGACACGGAUGGGCAGUAUACGUUCUGCUGGAGAGAUAGGGUGACGGAGAUUGUAUUCCACGUCACCACGCAGAUGCCCACAAAUCUAGAUCAUGAUCCUCAGUGUACCCUGAAGAAGCGACAUAUCGGGAACGACUUUGUCAACAUUAUUUUCAACGACUCUGGUUUGCCCUUCAAGUUCGACACAUUCCCAUCAGAAUUUAAUUUCGUCAACAUCGUCAUCACGCCCGAAUCUCGCGCCUCGUUCGUUGCUACUAGGCAGAGAACGCCGAAGGACGUUGCAGAAUCGUACUACAAAGUCCGCGUGAUGAGCAAGCCUGGGUUCCCCGAGAUCUCACCUGCUUCCGAGACUAAGAUCGUUAGCCUGAGAGCCCUACCCGACUUCAUCCGGCUCCUGGCGCUGAACGCGUCAGUGUUCUCGUUGGUUUGGGCUCACCGCGAGGGUGGUGAGCACGUCUCUGCGUGGCGCAACCGGCUGAGGGAGAUCAAGAGGCUCCGCGAUAAGUACGGACCGAAGGCGUCGGUGGUACCCCAUCAGGGCCAUGGGGGUCCGUCGCCCUCGCCACCAGGAACUGCCCUUGGCCAUGGCCACGGUAACACGACUUCGCUCGGCAGCACUACCGCUGCCCAAUUAGAGGCGGCGAGAUCUGGUAGCACGGUUCGCGACAGCUUCAGCAGCCUUCGUCGAUCGUCUGUCGCCACCUUCUUCUCCGCCUCGAGCGAGCAGAAUUCUCACCGCUCUUCGAUGCUGUCAACCGCUACGACGGAUAACACAGAGGUCAUGACGGCCAACGGGGUGGACGCCCUAGUUGAUAGCGUUGACUUCUCUAAAUGGUCAGCGUAG
Daldinia childiae is the source of this 4959-nucleotide messenger RNA. RefSeq names its product Tuberous sclerosis 2 protein like protein. Gene Ontology annotation, cellular component: cytoplasm; nucleus; TSC1-TSC2 complex. Gene Ontology annotation, molecular function: GTPase activator activity. NCBI's taxonomy places the organism in Eukaryota, Fungi, Ascomycota, Sordariomycetes, Xylariales, Hypoxylaceae. The transcript has a single exon. Bases 1 to 4959 code for a protein of 1652 amino acids. The record is from RefSeq and is a predicted model, not a curated record. Gene Ontology annotation, biological process: negative regulation of TOR signaling; regulation of small GTPase mediated signal transduction; positive regulation of GTPase activity.